This is a messenger RNA of Schistocerca cancellata (South American locust), 1328 nucleotides long. Its product is annotated as glycerol-3-phosphate phosphatase-like. Gene Ontology annotation, cellular component: cytoplasm. The coding region runs from base 385 to 1143 and encodes 252 amino acids. Lineage: Eukaryota; Metazoa; Arthropoda; Insecta; Orthoptera; Acrididae. Gene Ontology annotation, molecular function: phosphatase activity. The record is from RefSeq and is a predicted model, not a curated record. The transcript is spliced from 6 exons.
UGGAUGACUUCAUGUAGGAAGUAGAAAUGAGGGCGUUGAAACUGACUGAGAUGACGUCUCAUGCAAUUAAGAGUUUAUUCAAGUCAUUCGAUACCAUUCUAACAGAUUGUGAUGGGAGAAAGCUUUGUUGAAAGUAAAUGUCUAGCUUUACAAAGACUUAAAAAGUAAAUACUAUAGACAACAAGUUCAAAAUUUCAAGAACACAUCAAAGAUAAUUUUGGUUGUUAUUGCCAAAAACACAGGAAGAAUAGUGGACUGUAGAAAGGAGAUUUAUUGUAUUUACUUAGAUGUGCAGAGUGUAUUCCAUAGCAGAUGACAGUUUUGCCAGUUGAACUGUUAAACAGAGCCCACCAAGAUUAUUGGGUUACUUAAAGCUGUAAUGUGAUGGUAUUUCAACCAAAGUACAGAAACAAGCCAAUGAUAACGUCCACAACCCCUUUAGUGCCUUUCUUCAGUAAAAGAUUGAAGGAAGAAAUAAUAUCAACAUCAUAUUUGGCUGCUUCUUAUUUGACUGACAUCGGGUUUAAGAAGAAGGUUUAUGUAUUUGGCUCAUCUGGUGUUACUGAAGAGUUGAAGUAUGCUGGCCACAAAUCAAAUGAGCCUGGUCCUGAUCCAAUGGUUGAUGAUCUGAAAACACUGUUACGUUCAAAAAUAAAACUUGAUCCUGAUGUUGGAGCUGUAAUUGUUGCAUAUGAUGAUCAUAUCAGCCUUCCAAAGAUUAUUAAGGCGGCAACUUAUGUAAAAGAUCCCAAAUGCUUGUAUCUGGGCACUAGUGCAGAAGGACGGAAGAUAAUAAAGGGAGACUUUUCUGUCCCAGGUGCUGGCUGUAUGGCUGCAGCAGUCACUAGCUGCUCAGGACGUCAACCUGUUAUAUUAGGAAAACCAAGUGAAUACUUAAUGGAUGUCCUCAUCAGGAAGUUAAAAGUAGAACCUGGCCGAACUUUGAUGAUAGGUGACAGUGCGAGGACAGAUAUAAUGCUGGGGAAUCGAUGUGGUUUCCAGACUUUAUUGGUUCUAUCUGGACUAACCACUGCACACAAUUUACAAGAAUGGCAGAAUUCGCAGGAUGAGAGAUAUAAGGGUUAUAUUCCUAACUAUUACGUGCAGUCACUGGGUGAUCUAACGCCCUUUCUAGCAAGCUGAGACCUUGUCAGCACUGUGUAAGACUUGUGCAGUUGCUAGUUGUGGUAUCUGCUCAUGAUGGUAAAAUUUCAUUUCUGUUAUUGUGUGACAAUAAGUUUGUGUACUUUAUUUUGGGAAAAAAUGAAAACAUUCAUGAAAUUUCAAUCAAUCUGAAUUCUAAGAGAAAAGUAAACUUCAACAAUUCA